AUGAUUUUGGGUGAAGGAACAGCUGUUGAUCUAGAUACGGUGACCGAUUGGAAGACACUAUUGUCGACAAUUCUUGAACAAUACAAUCCUGUGGAUGUUUAUAAUUGUGAUGAAACGAGUCCUUAUUACAAAUUGAUGCCCGACCGAUCUCUUAUUGUUAAUAAAGAUGAUUGUAUUGAUGACAAUGCACCAGUACAUCCAACGGAUAUUAAUCUGAAAAAUAUUACUCUCAAGUUUCUUCCGGCUAAUACCACAGCUAUUAUACACCCAAUGAACCAAGGAAUUAUUAGAACCUUCAAAGCUUAUUGUCGACGACAGCUUGUUCAACAUAUUACCAAAAAGUGCUGUGGUGCUGGUAUACCGGCUAUUGAUUUAGUAGGUGUCGACGACAAUCUACCAGCAUUCAAUGAAUGGGGUGAUAAUAGUGAAAAAAUUUUAUCUAUUAAUGUUGUUACCAAUGAAGAUACUCCACAGAAUGAAGAUUUUGAAAUUGAACAACCACCAUCAUUACCCGAAGCUAUCAAACUACUUCGUCGAUUAAAAUUAUUAUCAACUAUUCAUCAUCCAGAACUCCAUUCAUUACCGUCGUAG
This is a messenger RNA of Rotaria sp. Silwood1, 591 nucleotides long. NCBI's taxonomy places the organism in Eukaryota, Metazoa, Rotifera, Eurotatoria, Philodinida, Philodinidae. The record is from the annotation of a GenBank genome assembly.